UUUUCGAGACCCAUUUUGCCCGGGUCAAAAGUGGCUGUUUUCCAGAAAAGUGCAUUCAUUCCAGCUCGAGCCACCUGUGUGUACCAUAUAGUUCCUAAAAUUACCACCAAACCAACAUGAUACUGCGGUUUCUAUUUUCGCUUCUAUUCGUCAGCUCAACCUUAAAUUUCGCACCCGUAACACAUGGGUCGAUAAUCACUCGUACAAUCGAAGCCCAGAAGGCCCUCAUCGCCCGGGAGGAAGCCCUUCUGGAACAGACCAAAGCUGCAGUGAAGGACGCUGUGGAUGGUGCCGUGGAUGUAACCCGAGAAACGCUGGCAAACGUAGCUGAGCAUGCCAUCAACAUUGCAACGUUUCCGGUCCGAGUGGGAAGCCGUGUGAUCGACCGAUCUAAGGAUCUGGUGUACAACACAACGCAGAAGCUGUGGGAAUAUUCUCCGAUCCAGUUUAGUAUCAGUGAGCCUAAGCCACGUGCCGCUCCAGUGGCCCAGGAUCGAUUGGACGUGACACCCCAAGCAGCGCAAGAGGAAGCAUCAUGGACCCAGAGACUAUGGAACACAAUCAACAGUUUGCCCAUCAUUCGAGUGGUGUUCAAUACGACUUCAAAUUUCGAUGCUGAGGGGCCGAGUUAUGAAAUUGAAACAAACAGGAUUCAGCUUGAAAAUGAAGCUUAUGCCUAAUAAUAACAGUAUCCACGGAUUAAAACAAAGCAGUUAUUAAAGUGCAUUUACUUAAGUACGUCCCGGGUGUGAAGCAGUUAAGCACCUUUCAGUCAAUAAAAAAAAACCGGUUCAAUUUGAAAUACUGAUGUGCUCGUGUUUUUUUCACCACAAGAAAAAACGCCUGAAUGUAUGUUGUGCAACUGAAGAAUUCGAAACUCGCAAGCAAAAUGAAAAGUGGUGAAUACGGAAUCACGUGUAUAGGGUGUUAAAAAAAUAAACUCCUCGGCAACAUUAUAGGCCUGAAUGCCAAUUGAUGUAGACUAAAAACUUUCAUAACUUUGUUCACAACAUUUAUGAAAAAAUACCAUGUCAUGUCUGUUUCAUAUGAAGUAUACCCGCAAAGCUGUCACAUAUAUUUAUUUUUACCGAAUGCUUUAAAAUUGCUCCUCUAACUUACGUUAGUUUUACAAAUAUUCAUUCAGUAAGCAUUCAUAGAAAUAACGAAAGUUAGACUAGAUAAAACAGUGUAGUAAAGUCAAAAUAACAAUUUCAAUAAUUUUAAUAAGCUAAGUUUAGCCUAAUGGGUAAAUUCCACCACCGGAAUUUCGUAUGAGGCUUAUUAAAUUGUUCGUUGUAAAACAUGGAAAAUAGUCAGCUAUAAAUCCAUAUUUUUUAAGUUUUUGUUAUGCUAUGUCAAAUCAAUGAACCAAAAUAAGCGUGCUUAUGGAACACCCGUAAGUCAUAUUGAAUGCUUUUUCUCAUUAUAUAUUUGCAGCCCAGAUGCUUUGCUGCUUCUGAUUCAGCAUUAAUUUAAUUUGUAUUUAUAAUCUUUCUUAAAUCAUCAUCGACCGAAAAACUUUAGAAAAGAUGAAGUGUGGAUGAAGGUUCAGGUCGAAAAGUUGUGGAACGGUGUUAUUUAUACGUUUUCUUUAUCGAGAUGCGUCUAAAAACAUAAUUUCAAACUUAUUUUAGACAGUAUAUAAGCAGCUAAUAAAGUGAAUUAUAUAGCGCAGAUAGAGGGAGUCAAAUGAUCAACUUACAAAAGAAUAACCGAAUAUGGGACAGCUUAGCGGGUACAUUCAAUAUUAUUUUUUCCUCUGCAUCAGCAAAUUCCAAA
Messenger RNA from Uranotaenia lowii, 1779 nucleotides. RefSeq lists its product as uncharacterized. Lineage: Eukaryota; Metazoa; Arthropoda; Insecta; Diptera; Culicidae. The record is from RefSeq and is a predicted model, not a curated record. The coding region runs from base 117 to 680 and encodes 187 amino acids. The transcript has 2 exons.